AUGUAUGAAGCGUAUGCUGAAGCCGAGAUAUUUGAUCCACGAAUAGAGCUGAAAAGAGCAAAGAAUUCAAUUGAAGCGUAUUUGAAGCGAAGAGCAAAAGCUGCAUGGGAUGCAAAAUUAUCGUUAGAAUCUCGAAUGAUUGCAAAUUUGAGUGAAGAAGAAGUGAAUGAUCCAAUGUCGAUGAAUUUCGUGCGUUUCAUGUCGGCAAAGGGUGAAUCGGAUAUGGCACGCGUUUACGCACACAAUCAUCAUGGUGUUUUCACUGAGGUGAACGCCACUAGGAUAUUUAAUUUCACACCGAAUGCCAACUUCUACGGCAUAGCGACUAGUUCGAUUUCAUCGGCUGUUCAUAUUCCGACACCAGUGUAUGAGCGAAAUGCUGACGUUCUGCUCAAAAUUGAUUGGUCAGAUAUUGACCAACUGUAUCGUGCAAAUAGGGAGCACACGAGGGAUUUAGCGUUCCAGAUGUUUUGCUCUGAGUCCGGUUUCUUACGCUAUUAUCCAGCUGUUUCGUGGAUUUGGGAUAGCAAACCGGAUCAAUUGGACUUAUUCGACUGCAGAAAUACAGAAUGGUUCAUAAAUGGCGCUACGUUGUCGAAAAAUGUGAUAAUAAUGCUCGAUUUGUCGGGUUCGAUGCUCGGGCAACGCUUUGAAAUUGCCAAACAAACUGUUGAGGCAAUUCUGGAGACACUCUCUGACAACGACUUCUUCAAUAUCUUACCUUUCUCUAAAACUGCCGCAUUCUUAGACGAAUGCGCCGAACAGGCUGGAUUACUUCAAGCCACCAUGCGCAACAAGAAGCUGUUGAGAGCACGAUUGAACGGUCUGACUUCUGAGGGUAAAGCUGAGUACGAGAAAGGUCUGGUGAAAGCCUUUGAAACACUCAUGAAGGUGAGCUGUCUGUUCUGCUACGUUUCACUUGUUUACCAGCAAUAA
Molecule: messenger RNA, 936 nt
Organism: Anisakis simplex (herring worm)
Lineage: Eukaryota; Metazoa; Nematoda; Chromadorea; Rhabditida; Anisakidae
Source: the annotation of a GenBank genome assembly